GUUGAUUGCACCUGAGCGCUUCCACGGUGACGGAGUGAGUGCCGCUGUUUGGAGAUAAUGGAUUCUUCUGUUGCACCCCUGGAGAUCAACUGAAUCAAGGCCAUCAGACUCAAGCACAAUGGAGAACAACACCACCCUCUUUCAGGACGUUUCCCGGGUUUUAAAUCUGACAGAAAUGCCUCUGAACCCUCUUGAAGAGCAGGUCAUCACAAUAUUUUUGACUCUGCUCAUCUGUGUAGUUGGGAUUGCCGGGAAUAUCAUGGUGGUGCUGGUAGUCCUCCGCACUAAACACAUGGUGACCCCCACUAACUGUUACCUGGUCAGUCUGGCAGUGGCAGAUCUCAUCGUUCUCCUGGCUGCAGGUCUGCCUAACAUCUCUGAUGUUGUAGCUUUCUGGAUUUACGGAUACACAGGAUGCUUGUGUAUAACUUACCUUCAGUAUCUUGGCAUCAACGUGUCGUCCUGCUCCAUCACGGCCUUCACCAUCGAGCGAUACAUCGCCAUUUGUCACUCGAUAAAGGCGCAGUUCAUAUGCACCGUUUCCCGAGCCAAAAGGAUCAUAGCAGGAGUCUGGAUCUUCACCUCUCUUUACUGCAUCAUGUGGUUCUUCUUAGUCGACACAGAUGAAACGGUGUAUACCAACGGAGUGGUGGUGACCUGUGGAUACCGCGUCUCCCGGAGCUUCUACAUGCCCAUAUACUUCCUGGACUUCACUUUGUUCUACGUGAUCCCGCUCACCGUGGCUACUGUGCUGUACGGGCUCAUCGCCAGGAUUUUGUUCAUGAGCCCACUGCCAUCGCACCUGAACGACAAAACAGGAGGAGGGUCGGUUCACCAGGGUCACUCCAGCAGCACCAACAAGGCCAACAAAGGAGCGGUGUCUGCAAGGAAACAGAUAACAAAGAUGCUAGCUGUGGUGGUCAUCCUCUUCGCCUUCCUCUGGAUGCCUUACCGAACUCUAGUGGUGGUCAACUCCUUCAUCGACCCGCCUUACCACAACACCUGGUUCCUGCUCUUCUGCCGCAUGUGCAUCUACACCAACAGUGCCAUCAACCCCAUCAUCUACAACCUCAUGUCUCAGAAGUUUCGUGUGGCGUUCAAGAAGCUCUGCAAGUGCAAGAGGGGACAAAAAGAGAAGGCGGUAGAGUACAACAUCCCAAUUUAUUACAGCGUGAUGAAGGAUUCCUCCCACGAGAGCAACGAUCAGGUCACAGAGCAGGAGGACGUAAGCAGCCAAACCACCAAAAGGUUCAACGAUACCGAUGACGAUGCAAGCGCCUUUAGCAUUUCUUAG
Cheilinus undulatus (humphead wrasse) is the source of this 1294-nucleotide messenger RNA. Its product is annotated as thyrotropin-releasing hormone receptor-like. Gene Ontology annotation, biological process: phospholipase C-activating G protein-coupled receptor signaling pathway. The record is from RefSeq and is a predicted model, not a curated record. The coding region runs from base 119 to 1294 and encodes 391 amino acids. Gene Ontology annotation, molecular function: thyrotropin-releasing hormone receptor activity. The transcript has 3 exons. Gene Ontology annotation, cellular component: membrane. NCBI's taxonomy places the organism in Eukaryota, Metazoa, Chordata, Actinopteri, Labriformes, Labridae.